GAGGGCGGGGCCGAAGGUUUGGAUUAGUUGUUACUGCCGCUGGGGAAGGUAGAGCAGAGUCUGCCUUCUCUGGAGCUGUGGGGUCCCCGGCUGGAGGUGGGGGACUCGACGGGAGGAUCAUUUAAUACUUCACUGCUAGAACAAAUAUGUGAAAGUUCCUGCCAACCAUUCAGAAUUCCUUUAGAAAUUGUUCUGUCUGCACAAUUUGGUGCCAUGUUGUGUGGCUUCUAUCAAAAGAGGAGUUUGUCUUCAUGAAGAUUCCUAACAUUGGUAAUGUGAUGAAUAAAUUUGAGAUCCUUGGGGUUGUAGGUGAAGGAGCGUAUGGAGUUGUGCUUAAAUGCAGACAUAAGGAAACACAUGAAAUUGUCGCAAUUAAGAAAUUCAAGGACAGUGAAGAAAAUGAAGAAGUCAAGGAGACGACUUUACGAGAGCUUAAAAUGCUUCGGACUCUCAAGCAGGAGAACAUUGUGGAGCUGAAGGAAGCCUUUCGUCGCAGGGGGAAGUUGUACUUGGUGUUUGAAUAUGUUGAAAAAAAUAUGCUUGAGUUGUUGGAAGAAAUGCCAAAUGGAGUUCCACCUGAAAAAGUAAAAAGUUACAUCUAUCAACUAAUCAAAGCUAUUCACUGGUGCCAUAAGAAUGAUAUUGUUCAUAGAGAUAUAAAGCCAGAAAACCUUUUAAUCAGCCACAAUGAUGUUCUGAAACUCUGUGACUUUGGCUUUGCUCGAAAUCUAUCAGAAGGAAACAAUGCGAACUAUACAGAGUAUGUGGCCACCAGGUGGUAUCGGUCCCCAGAACUCCUGCUUGGAGCUCCCUAUGGAAAAUCUGUGGACAUGUGGUCAGUUGGCUGUAUUCUUGGUGAGCUUAGUGAUGGACAGCCUUUAUUUCCUGGAGAAAGUGAAAUUGACCAACUUUUUACUAUACAGAAGGUGCUAGGACCUCUUCCUUCUGAACAGAUGAAGCUCUUCUACAGCAAUCCUCGCUUCCAUGGGCUCCGGUUUCCAGCUGUUAACCAUCCUCAGUCAUUGGAGAGAAGAUAUCUUGGCAUUUUAAAUAGUGUUUUGCUUGACCUAAUGAAGAAUUUACUGCAAUUGGACCCAGCUGACAGAUACUUGACAGAACAGUGUUUGAAUCACCCUACAUUUCAGACCCAGAGACUUCUGGAUCGUUCCCCUUCAAGGUCAGCAAAAAGAAAACCUUACCAUGUGGAAAGCAGCACGUUGUCUAAUAGAAAUCAAGGCAGCAAAACUACUCCUCUACAGUCUCACCACCGAUCUAACAGCAAGGACAUCCAGAAUCUCAGCGUGGUUCUGCCCCGAGCUGACGAAGGCCUCCCUGCCAAUGAAAGCUUCCUAAAUGGAAACCUUGCUGGGGCUACCCUUAGUCCAAUGCACAGCAAAAGCUACCAAGCAGGCACUCAGCCGGGGCCAGCCAGCAAAGAUCUCACUAACAACAACAUCCCACAUCUUCUGAGCCCAAAAGAUGCCAAGUCCAAAACAGAAUUUGACUUUAACAUUGAUCCAAAGCCUUCAGAAGGCCCAGGCACCAAGUACCUCAAGUCCAGUAGUCGUUCUCAGCAAAACCGACACUCCUUUAUGGAAAGCACCCAGAGCAAAGCCGGGACACUGCAGCCCAGUGAGAAGCAGAGCCGUCACAGCUAUAUCGACACCAUACCCCAGUCCUCUAGGAGUCCCUCCUAUCGAACCAAGGCCAAAAGCCAUGGGGCACUGAGUGACUCCAAGUCCGUGAGCAACCUUUCUGAAACCAGGGCUCAGAUUGCUGAGUCCAGUACCAGUAGGUACUUCCCAUCCAGCUGCUUGGACUUGAACUCUCCCACCAGCCCAACUCCCGCCAGGCACGGUGACACAAGAACUUUGCUUAGCCCUUCGGGGAGAAAUAACCGUAGUGAGGGCACACUGGACUCCCGCCGAACCACCACCAGGCAUUCAAAAACAAUGGAGGAGCUGAAGCUGCCGGAGCAUGUGGACAGCAGCCAUUCGCAUUCACUCUCUGCACCUCACGAAUCCUUUUCUUAUGGGCUGGGCUAUACCAGCCCCUUCUCCUCUCAGCAGCGUCCUCAUAGACACUCCAUGUACGUGACCCGGGACAAAGUGAGAGCCAAAGGCUUGGAUGGAAGCUUGAGCAUUGGGCAGGGGAUGGCCGCCAGAGCCAACAGCUUGCAACUCUUAUCACCGCAGCCUGGAGAGCAGCUCCCUCCAGAGAUGACUGUAACCAGGCCUUCUGUCAAAGAAUCCUCCAGAGAAGGCACGUCUUCAUUCCACACACGGCAGAAGUCUGAGGGUGGAGUGUAUCAUGAUCCACACUCUGAUGAUGGCACAGCCCCCAAAGAAAAUCGGCACCUGUACAAUGACCCUGUUCCCAGAAGAGUUGGUAGCUUUUACAGAGUGCCAUCACCACGCCCAGACAAUUCUUUUCAUGAAAAUAAUGUGUCAACCAGAGUCUCUUCCCUACCAUCUGAGAGCAGUUCUGGAACCAACCAUUCAAAAAGACAAACAGCAUUUGAUCCAUGGAAAAGUCCUGAAAACAUUAGUCAUUCUGAGCAACUCAAGGAGAAGGAGAAGCAAGGCUUUUUCAGGUCAAUGAAGAAGAAAAAGAAGAAAUCUCAAGCAGUGCCCAAUUCAGAUGGUCCUGAUCUUCUGACAUUACAGAAAGCCAUUCACUCUGCUAGCACUACAAGCAGCAGACCCAAGGAGUGGCGUCCAGAGAAGAUCUCAGAUCUACAACCCCAAAGCCAGCCACUAAAAUCACUGCGCAAGCUGUUACAUCUCUCUUCAGCCUCCAAUCACCCGGCUUCCUCAGACCCCCGCUUCCAGCCCUUAACAGCUCAACAAGCCAAAAAUUCUUUCUCAGAAAUUCGGAUUCAUCCCCUGAGCCAGGCUUCUGGUGGGAGUAGCAACAUCCGACAGGAGCCCACACCCAAGGGCAGGCCAACUCUCCAACUGCCGGGUCAGAUGGAUCCUGGUUGGCACGUGUCUGCUGUGACCAGAGGUGCCACAGAGGGACCUUCCUACUCUGAACAGCUGGGUGCCAAGAGUGGGCCAAAUGGGCACCCUUACAACAGAACAAAUCGCUCCCGAAUGCCAAACCUGAACGAUUUAAAAGAGACAGCCUUGUAA
This is a messenger RNA of Ochotona curzoniae (black-lipped pika), 3134 nucleotides long. RefSeq names its product cyclin dependent kinase like 5 (gene CDKL5). Gene Ontology annotation, biological process: regulation of dendrite development; protein phosphorylation; positive regulation of axon extension. Gene Ontology annotation, cellular component: nucleus; dendrite cytoplasm. The transcript has 18 exons. Gene Ontology annotation, molecular function: protein kinase activity; ATP binding. NCBI's taxonomy places the organism in Eukaryota, Metazoa, Chordata, Mammalia, Lagomorpha, Ochotonidae. The record is from RefSeq and is a predicted model, not a curated record. Bases 252 to 3134 code for a protein of 960 amino acids.